CUGCCCCGCCUGCGCCCAGUCCAGCGCCCGCCCGACAGCCGGCGCUGCCCUGGACCCUGGCGUCCGUCUCCCCGCCUCGGGCCAGGACCCCGCGUCGCGGACCCACGAUGGCCAAGCGCAGCUCGCUGUUCAUCCGCAUCGUGGAGGGGAAGAACCUGCCCGCCAAGGACAUCACGGGCAGCAGCGACCCCUACUGCAUCGUGAAGGUGGACAACCAGCCCAUCAUAAGGACAGCCACUGUGUGGAAGACCCUGUGCCCCUUCUGGGGCGAGGAGUAUCAGGUGCACCUGCUGCCCACCUUCCACUCGGUGGCCUUCUACGUCAUGGACGAGGAUGCCCUCAGCCGGGACGACGUCAUCGGGAAGGUCUGCCUUACCAGGGACACCCUGGCUACUCACCCUAAGGGUUUCAGUGGAUGGGCCCAUCUGACGGAGGUCGACCCCGAUGAGGAGGUGCAGGGCGAGAUCCACCUGCGGCUGGAAGUGGUGCCGGGGACCCGGGCCUGCCGGCUGCGCUGCUCUGUGCUGGAGGCCAGGGACCUAGCCCCCAAGGACCGGAAUGGUGCAUCUGACCCCUUUGUCCGAGUGCGCUACAACGGCCGGACGCAGGAGACCUCGAUCGUGAAGAAGUCACGCUACCCACGCUGGAACGAGACGUUUGAAUUCGAGCUGGAGGAGGGGGCGGCGGAGGCGCUGUGCGUGGAGGCCUGGGACUGGGACCUUGUCAGCCGCAAUGACUUCCUGGGCAAAGUGGUGUUCAAUGUCCAGAGACUCCGGGCGGCCCAGCAGGAGGAGGGCUGGUUCCGGCUGCAGCCCGACCAGUCCAAGAGUCUGCGGGAAGAGGGCAACCUAGGCACCUUGCAGCUGGAGGUGCGGCUGCGGGACGAGAUGGUGCUGCCCUCCGGCUGCUACCAGCCCCUGGUGCAGCUGCUCUGCCGUGAGGUGAAGCUGGGCACCCAGAGCCCAGGGCAGCUGAUCCUACUCAUCGAGGAGACGACAAGCACGGAAUGCCGCCAGGACGUGGCCACCACCCUGCUCAAGCUCUUCCUGGGGCAGGGACUGGCCAAAGACUUCCUGGACCUGCUCUUUCAGCUGGAGCUGGGUCGCACCAGUGAGGCCAACACCCUGUUUCGGAGCAAUUCUCUGGCCUCCAAGUCCAUGGAGUCUUUUCUGAAGGUGGCUGGAAUGCGGUAUCUGCACGGCGUCCUGGGCCCCGUCAUUGACAGGGUGUUUGAGGAGAAGAAGUACGUGGAGCUGGACCCCAGCAAGGUGGAGGUCAAGGGUGUAGGGUGCUCCGGCCUGCACCGCCCGCAGACCGAAGCUGAGGUGCUGGAGCAGAGCGCGCAGACGCUGAGUGGCCACUUGGGGGCGCUGUUGAGCUCGCUCAGUCGCUCGGUUCGCGCAUGCCCCGCCGUGGUCCGCGCCACCUUCCGCCAGCUCUUCCGGCGCGUGCGCGAGCGCUUCCCCAGCGCUCAGGACGAGAACGUGCCCUUCAUCGCCGUCACCAGCUUCCUGUGCCUGCGCUUCAUCUCUCCUGCCAUCAUGGCGCCCAAGCUCUUCCACCUGCGGGAGCGGCACGCGGACGCCCGCACCAGCCGCACCCUGCUCCUGCUGGCCAAGGCGGUCCAGAACGUGGGCAACAUGGACACACCAGCUUCCAGGGCUAAGGAGGCUUGGAUGGAACCGCUGCAGCCCACGGUGCGCCAGGGCGUGGCCCAGCUGAAGGACUUCAUCACCAAGUUGGUAGACAUCCAGGAGAAAGAGGAGCUGGACCUGCAGCGGGCCCUGAGCUUGCAGGCGCCGCCAGUGAAGGAGGGGCCGCUCUUCAUACACAGGACCAGGGGCAAGGGCCCCCUCAUGUCCUCCUCCUUUAAGAAGCUCCACUUCUCCCUCACCACGGAAGCCCUCAGCUUUGCCAAGACACCCAGCUCCAAGAAAAGCACCCUCAUCAAGCUUGCCCACGUCCGGGCAGCAGAAAAGGUGGAGGAGAAGAGCUUCGGCAGCUGCCACGUCAUGCAGGUCAUUUACACGGACGACGCGGGCGGCUCCCAGACCGCCUACCUGCAGUGCAAGUGUGUGAACGAGCUGAACCAAUGGCUGUCUGCACUGCGGAAGGUCAGCAUCAACAACACCGGCCUGCUGGGCUCCUACCACCCUGGAGUCUUCCGCGGGGACAAGUGGAGCUGCUGCCACCAGAGGGACAAGACAGAUCUGGGUUGCGACAAGACGCGGUCCCGGGUGACCCUGCAGGAGUGGAAUGACCCUCUCGACCAUGACCUGGAGGCUCAGCUCAUCUACCGGCACCUGCUGGGUGUAGAGGCCACACUGCGGCUCUGCACCUUCCUGCCUAUGGCAGCCGCACCUGGGAGGGCACCUGGAUCUCUGCAGCAUGAGGCUGGCUCGUCUUAGGAUGAAGGUCCCAAGGGCUGUGGAAGCCCAGGGUCAGGCUGUAGCUGCUCCGUGCCCCCCGGCUGCCCAGCCCUCCCUUCGUGCCCUCAGAGCGCCAGGAUUGCCCUCUGCCAACCCGCCUAAUUCAGUGGUUCUCAGCCCUGGCUCCAGCUUAGAAAACACAGAACGCUUUUUAAAAACAGGAUGCCUGGGCCCUACCCCACUGACUCAGAAUCUCUGGUGGGGGGCGUCCAGCAUGGGGAUAUUUUAAAGCAAUCCAUCGCUUCCUAAGAGCACUGCUUCCCUGAGUCUGUUCGAAUGGGGGCAGUUUGCUCUCCCACACCCCUGCCCCCGGGGCCUGGAGGGGUGCCGGGCAUCCUCCUUGCUUCCUCACCGGCUCUUCUAGGGUUUAUCUCCUGUGGCUACUGUAGCACAUUACCAUACGUUUGGUGGCUUAAACAACACAGGUUUAUCCUCUUACAGUAGAAGUGGAAUAAGCACAUGAGCAGAGGUGUAAGGGAUCAGACCGACCGCCUAGGGCCUAGAAGGCAACUGAGGAGGAGGAGUUUGAUCUAUUUUAUCCGAAAUAGGUCAGGGAGGCGGUCAAAGGGCUGAGCCGGUAGAAUUCCUAAAUAAGGAGCUUCAAGCACAGGGUCUGCAAGGCUGCUCACCAUCCCCCCGUGUAAGCGCAGAGGAUUGGGUCUGAGCGACCGGGGACCUUUGGUGAACCCCGGGUAGGAGCCGUGCUUAAAAUGUCCCUGUCUCCUGUUCCCAUAAGAAUGAAACUCAUUCCGUGGCCAGGUAACACUAGGGGAUUUUCAAGCCCCGCUUGAAUCUCUCCCCAAGGGCCCUCCGAAACAGAAGUGACACAGUUCAAGCUUGGUUUCCAAAGUGCCUUCCGUUGAUCCACUUUGCCGAGGUGGAGGAUGAGGGGGGACCAGAGGAGGAGGCUGGACCGGGGAAAGCGGGAGGUGA
Physeter macrocephalus (sperm whale) is the source of this 3362-nucleotide messenger RNA. RefSeq names its product ras GTPase-activating protein 4. NCBI's taxonomy places the organism in Eukaryota, Metazoa, Chordata, Mammalia, Artiodactyla, Physeteridae. The transcript is spliced from 20 exons. The coding region runs from base 108 to 2408 and encodes 766 amino acids. The record is from RefSeq and is a predicted model, not a curated record. Gene Ontology annotation, biological process: cellular response to calcium ion; intracellular signal transduction; regulation of GTPase activity. Gene Ontology annotation, molecular function: GTPase activator activity; phospholipid binding.